Molecule: messenger RNA, 2004 nt
Organism: Gigantopelta aegis
Lineage: Eukaryota; Metazoa; Mollusca; Gastropoda; Neomphalida; Peltospiridae
Exons: 3
Coding region: 1141-1872 (243 amino acids)
Source: RefSeq, a predicted model, not a curated record
GGCUACGUCCCGCUCCUGUAAACAGACCAAAGCCACCCAAGAAAGACAUGGCUUACUUUGCAUAAUUAUGUCAUGUCAUGACCUCCUCACUAAAGUAUACAAGCUCUUUUCCGGGAAGAAACAUAAGCUAAAAGUAGACAAAUCCAAUGACGUAGCCGAUCACCCCAUUAUGGGAUGUUCCAGAAUUGAUAAGAUAGGGGCAAUUCUUUUUGUAUGUCCACCACCAACAAAUAUAAAUUUUUACUUAAAAAGAAAUAAGAAAAGAAAAGAAAAUCAAUAUUGCAGACCUAAUAAUUGUAGACCUACUACCUCCAGCCGUCUCCACCCCAUGCGAUCGAUUUGGUAACUUGUAACAUCGAAUAACACACGACAGAGGCGAUUACAUAUUGGGGCUGAGGGGUAUCUAAUAUGAAACACAGACAUAUAUCGAAUACUGUAUAAUAAUACCGGUUUACAAAAGACGCCCAAUGAGAUUCAGAAAUGUAAUGAACUCUCCCACAAAGGCGUGGUUAAAUAUGGCAAUUGCUAGUCUGCCGUUAGUCUGCAGCAGAUAUAUCGGGCUAGGAAGUUGUUUAGUGGCGUGUCGGUAUAUGCGUUUGUGUUUGUGCGUGUUUUACAAAUAGUCGGACUAUCUUAUCUUGUUACCAUAAUGAUUUGUUGAAUUAAUAGAUUAUUUAACAUUUUUAUUUACGCUAUAAGUGUUUGACAAGCUAUCUUAGGAUAUAUAUUGAAGAUUUAUACGACGACAGACAUUUUCACUGUUUAGCUGACCACGUGAUGCUAUGGGAUUCACCUCAAUGGAAAACACCUCUUAUUUCUCACAGCAGAUAAGUGGAUACAGCGUUUGAACUCGUGAAACUACAUUUCUCAAGACUUGGGGAAUUCGAUUACCUCUACACCAAGAGUUUAAUUAUUUCCAACUGGCAGUUUAUGUGUCAAUGAAAACGUAUAGCAUCCUCCGUAUUAGGAAAUUGCCGAUUCCUAAUAAUGACAUACUGAGUAUACGGUCAAACGGAAAACACAGAAGAUACAUCGGCAAAUCGUCCUUCCUGGGUGUUCCAUCAACGUCUGUGUGCUUUUACAUGUGCAUGGUUAAAGUCAAUUCGGUGUAAAUUGUUUUGGAAAACAUAUACAUACAACAUGUCCGAUUAUAUUUAUGACUUGGACAUACAAAUGCAGAGGGUCGCAACCUUUUCCACGUGCCCAGACUUGGGACAGCGACGACCAAUCAAUCUCGCUAAAACGGGGUUGCAUUACGACCCGGUCAGCAACAAGGUCCGAUGCCACGUGUGUCACGAGGGAAUCGAUCUUCCUCCAGACAGCCACCCAGAACUUAGAGACACUGACGUCCAUGGAUACAUAUCUCCAAACUGUCCAUUUGUGGUCGGCACUUACAGCAACAAUGUGCCUGUUGCUGAGUACAGCCAGGAGGAGUCUUUGUGGAUUACAGAAAGGCUGAGGCAAUACCAGUUGCAAGUCCAAGAACGAGAUGGGACGUCUAGCAUGACGCUUCAGAACUCGACUCCCUGGACUCCGAUUGACGCAAACCUACAGGUCACCGAUCAGCUGCUACCGAGUCCUACAUCAACACCGUGGACACCGACUGACGCAGAUGGACACUGCAGCAGACUACAAGACAACCUACAGGUCACCAAUCAGCUGCUACCGAGUCCUACAUCGACACCCUGGACACCGACUGACGCAGAUGGACACUGCAGCAGACUACAAGACAACCUACAGGUCACCGAUCAGCUGCUACCGAGUCCUACAUCGACACCAACUGAGACGUACCAAGACGUGCUGGAGCCCCAGCUGAACCCAAUCGAUAGUGGAUUUAGACUGGAAGGACGCCAUGUUCUCGUUGUAUCGUAAGCCGACUUAAAGUUACAUUAUCUGGUUACCAUAUUAUAACAUCAUGUACAAAUGUGAAAUACAAGCUCAAAUGCACUUUUAAAAAAGUCGUGUGUAUUCGCUAUGAACGGAUAUCGUCAAACGUAUACGCUU